AUGCGCCUCACAGCGCGAGCUACCGAGGCUCCAGAGCCGUAUGUCGUGCCUCCUUCGGAUAAGUUUGACGGUGCGGAUGGGAGUUGGAGUACCUUCAAAAUAAGCGUGGGAACACCAGGACAGGACUUUCGUGUAUUGCCGAGCACAAAAGGAGGCGUCACAUACGUCAUUGCCGAAGAAGGGUGUUUGGAGGGAGUCGAUCCUGUGGAUUGUCCACAACUCCGAGGAAUAGAGGUUUUCCAAAGCGCGCAAAGUACCGGCUUCCAGGUCAACGCGUCGACAACAUGGUCGGCGAUAGGACAAUACGACGUGGAUUUGGAGGACGCGCUCAACUACACAGGGAGAGGACUGUUUGGCCUUGAUACUGUCACGCUAGGCGCAGCUGCGGAUAGCAGCUCCUCUGCAUCGCUGACGCGCCAGGUCGUUGCUGCCGUUGCCGAUCCGGACUACUAUCUGGGAAUCCUUGGUCUGGGUCAGGCAAAGUCCAGCUUCAACAGUGGAAGUCAGCCCGUCGACUCUUUUCUCUAUCUGUUGCGCGAGAGCAAAAGGAUACCCAGUUUCGCGUAUGCGUAUACAGCGGGGGCGAAAUACAGAUUGAAAUCCGUGUUUGGUAACCUGAUAUUAGGGGGUUACGAUGCGACGCGAUUCGAGCCCAGUGCGAACGACUUCUCGUUCACCUUCUCACAAGAUCCCUCUCGGCUCCUGACUGUGGGAGUGGACUCGAUCAUGGCUACGAACACGCUGAGGGGCACUUACUCUCUGACCUCUGGAGCACACUUCUCCGUCAUCGAUUCUACAGUCCCACACUUGUGGUUACCCGCAGACGUUUGUGCAGAGUUCGAGACAGCCUUUGGGUUGACCUACGAUCCUCAAACAGAUUUAUACCUUGUCAACGACACGAUCCACGAAGAGCUCGUGUCGAAGAAUCCGAUUCUUACGUUUAAGCUUGUCAACUCACUCGAAGAUACAACUACGAACUAUACCAACAUAGAACUACCGUAUGCUGCCUUCGAUCUCCAAGCUUCGUACCCAUACUACACGAACGCAACAAAUUACUUCCCGAUUCGCCGCGCCGCGAACGAUACACAGUAUGUACUUGGCAGGACGUUGCUGCAGGAAGCAUAUCUCAUAGUAGACUAUGAGCGGGCAAACUUCACGGUUGCGCAGGCAGUCUUCCCCAAUCCUUUGCCCGCGUCAAAUAUCAUUACGAUCAGAUCACCGAGCGAUUCUGAAUCCACACAAGCUUCAACUUCAUCUUCAGGUCUCGGUACAGGCGCCAUCGUAGGGAUAGUAAUUGGUGCAAUCGCUGCUCUUCUUUUGGUUGCGCUCGGGGUGUUCUUUUUCCGGAAACGUCGUGGUAAGCAGCAAAAGGAGCAGCGAUAUGAAAUCGCAGGCAAGCACAUAUCGGAAAUUGAUUCCGGAGCCAAUAUCUUCGCAGAUAGCCAACCCCACAAAGCCGUAGGCCCACAGGAACUUCACGGCACACCAUUGACUGAACUCGCCUCCCCUGUCAACGACCAUUUCACCGGCCAUGCGUAUCCGCAAGAUCAAAAGACAGUCAUCGACAUGACAGACGAACCACAGGAGCUGCAUGGCGAGUCCAUACUGCCAGUGACACCCAGGUGGCGAGAAGUACAGCUGCCGCACCCGGUUUUCCAACACGAGAUGCGUGCAGAGAGCAGCACAAGCCGCAGUGGGAGUGGCGUGCCCAGCGACGACGGAUACGCGACUGGCGAAUUUACACUACGCUCUGGUGUAUCGCCAAUGUCACCACAAUUUCCACACAACAAGUAUGGAUGA
This is a messenger RNA of Alternaria atra, 1800 nucleotides long. RefSeq lists its product as uncharacterized. Gene Ontology annotation, cellular component: fungal-type vacuole. Gene Ontology annotation, molecular function: aspartic-type endopeptidase activity. The record is from RefSeq and is a predicted model, not a curated record. Bases 1 to 1800 code for a protein of 599 amino acids. Lineage: Eukaryota; Fungi; Ascomycota; Dothideomycetes; Pleosporales; Pleosporaceae. Gene Ontology annotation, biological process: proteolysis. The transcript has a single exon.